Messenger RNA from Gopherus evgoodei (Goodes thornscrub tortoise), 2488 nucleotides. Its product is annotated as tigger transposable element-derived protein 1-like. Gene Ontology annotation, cellular component: nucleus. Gene Ontology annotation, molecular function: DNA binding. The record is from RefSeq and is a predicted model, not a curated record. NCBI's taxonomy places the organism in Eukaryota, Metazoa, Chordata, Testudines, Testudinidae. The transcript is spliced from 3 exons. Bases 680 to 2461 code for a protein of 593 amino acids.
CAGCAAGUUGCGAGAGCGGCUGCUGCCAGGAAGCUCCCUCCCUCCUGAGCCGUGCUUGUCCCCCACUCUUUGUGGAGCUAAGUUAGAAUUUGGGAGAUUGGUAACUGGACACCAGAGCUUUUCUUCUGCGGAUCUCAGUUGAUUGAUGCUGCAUGACCCCAACCACUCCAGGCUGAAGGGAGUGAAGAGUAGCAAGUGCAUGCGCCGUCUGGAGGAGGGAGUGGUGCGCUCCAGCAGGCCGGGAUAGCAUGAGUUCAUCAUCACCUUCAGUUUCCCCAGGGAAGUGUUUGCAGCCACUGCCGUGAGUCUGUUGUGUCUCCUUGCUCCUGCCUCCAUCUGUGCUGCCUUGUAAAGUGUAAGGCUACAUUAACAACAACGUGUGAACCCUUCAGGGUUCAGCCGAGUGCUAGUUCAUUAUUUAGCAGUAAGGAAUUUCCUGAGAAAUAUCCCAUCCGAUAUCAACGCUGUUGCUUUAGGAGAAGUUCAUGAGUAUCCUCUGAUUAGUGACUGCAGGGAGAUUUGGGGACAGGGGACCUGCUGCUAACGUGCCUGAGCAAGAAACAGAAGGGGCUCAAGGAGCUGACAUAGGACAUUGUUCCAGUGACCCUGUGCAAGUCUAUUUUAAAUAAUAAUGGUGGAGUGCUCAUUGUGAUUGUAUUGUACAGUAUCGCCCCGCAUCAUGAGUCAAAAACGCCGAGCAAGUCAUAGUGGAGUGCCUAGUAGCAGUAGUACCACUACCACUAAGAAAACCAGGAAAACCAUUAGUUUGGGUACUAAAUUAGACGUUUUAAGGCAUUUUGAUGCAGGUGAGCGUGCGGUAGACAUUGGCAUCACUCUAGGUCUUACUCCGACCACUGUGAGAACAAUUCGGAGUAAUGCCGACAAGAUUAGGGCUAGUGCUCGGUGUGUAACACCGCUUAGUGCUACUAAAAUAAGUCGAUCAAGAAGUAGUUUGAUGGAAAACAUGGAGCGUCUUCUCUCAGUGUGGAUAGAGGACCAAAACCAGCGGAACAUACAUCUAAGUAUGCCUAUGAUACAAGCUAAAGCAAAAAGUUUGUAUGACAAAUUAAAGAGAGACCAAGGUGAAGGAUCACAGACAGAGAUGUUUAUGGCAAGUCGGGGAUGGUUUGAUCGGUUCAAGAGGCGCUUCCACCUGCACAACAUGAAGAUGUCCAGUGAGGUGGCUAGUGCUGAUACCGCAGCAGCUAAAAAAUUCCCCGAGUAUCUCAAGAAAAUAAUUGAGGAAGGCGGCUAUUCACCUAAGCAAGUCUUCAAUGUCAAUGAAACAAGUCUCUACUGGAAGAUGAUGCCUGAACGGUCUUACAUUUCCCGAGACAAGAAGACAGCUCCUGGAUUUAAAGCAGUUAAAGACCGCCUAACCUUGCUUCUAGGUGGCAAUGCUGCCGGAGACAUGAAAAUGAAACCGCUGACAGUGUACCAAUUCGAAACACCACGAGCUCUCAAGGGAUAUUCAAAGGAAGACCUUCCGGUCAUUUGGAGAUCCAAUAAGAAGGCAUGGAUAACUGGAGCUAUUUUUUCAGAAUGGCUGACUCUUUAUGCCAUCCCUGCAUGGAAGGAAUACUGUGCCAAUGAAAAUCUUGAUUUCAAGAUUUUAUUACUUAUUGCUGACGUACCAGCUCAUCCAAUCAAUCUGGACGACCUGUGCGAAAACGUCAAAGUUGUCUUUCUGCCACCUAACACCACAUCACUCAUCCAGCCCAUGGACCAAGGAGCCAUUGCUGCAUUUAAGGCGUAUUACUUACGCCGUACUUUCGACCAGCUCAUCAGAGGCACUGAUGGAGAAGGCAAGCCUACAAUUCGGCAAUUUUGGCGUGACUACAACAUCCUCAAGUGCAUCAAUAACAUUGGUGAGUCCUGGGCUGAAGUUACUCAGGCAUGCAUGAAUGGUGUGUGGGGGAAGCUGUGGCCUGAAUGUGUCAAUGAUGUAAAAGGAUUUAAAGAUGUUGUUCCUGCUAUGAAGAAAGAUAUUCUCGGCUUGGCCAAGAAAGCGGGUUUUGAUAAGGUGGAAGAAGCCGACGUUACACAACUUCUGCAGUCACAUGGAGAAGAGCUAAGCAAUGAAGACCUGAUGCAACUGGACAUGAUGAGAGCAAUGGAAGAUGAGGGCCAAGAAGUAAAAGAAGAACCAACUCAUCGAAAUUUGACUGCCAAACGUCUUUCUGAAGCUUUCCAAAUGAUUGAAGCUGGCUUGCAGAUCCUUAGUGACGACGAUCCUGACAGGGAACGCAGCUCCAAAGUGAUUAGGGGAGUUGGUCAUCUAAUGACUUGCUAUAAAGAAAUUUACCAAGAAGAAAAAAGGAAAGCAAAAGAACCAUCUCUAGAUAUGUUUUUUCGAGUUGUGACAGUUAAGGAAGAACAGGAAGAGGAGCAGCCGGACGAUCCACCCUCUUCCACCUCUGACUCCACCACCUCAACCAAGCUUAACAAUCAUUUUUUCUGAGUACAGUAUUAAAUUGUUUAAAACUUA